GGAAGUGGCGUCACCGUUGGUCCCUGGCGGGCGCGAGGCCGGAAGUGUCGUCGGCGCUGAGGGACGAAGGCGAUGGCGGCCUGGGCCCGUGUGGCGGCGGUGGGGGCGGCGGCCGUGAGGCGUUGCGGGGGCGUCCAGUACGGGUCCGGCCCGGCCCCAGCGGUGUACGACGUGGUGGUGGCCGGAGGGGGGAUGGUGGGCGCCGCCGCCGCCUGCGCGCUCGGGCACGACGUCCGCCUGGGCCGCAAGAGGAUCCUGCUGCUGGAGGCCGGGCCCAAGAGGGCCGCGGGCCGCCCGCCUGCCCACUUCGGCAACCGAGUCAGCGCCAUCUCCCCCGCCUCCGCCGACUUCCUCGCCAGUUUCGGCGCCUGGGAGCACAUCUGCGCCACGCGAUGCAAAGCCUUCCGGAGGAUGCAGGUGUGGGACGGCUGCUCGGAAGCCCUGAUCACGUUCGAUAGGGACGAGCUGGACGCCAUGGGCUACAUCGUGGAGAACGACGUCAUCAUGGCGGCCCUCGCCCGGCGGCUGGAGGCCGUGGCGGAUCGCGUGGACGUCCAGUACGGGAGCCGAGCGGCGGAGCUGUCCUGGGCCGCGGCCGACCCCUGGCUCGGCGUCACCCUGGCCGACGGCCGCCGCCUGCGCGCCCGGCUGCUGGUGGGGGCCGACGGGCCGGACUCGCAGGUGCGCCGGGCGGCGGGGAUCCGCACCGUGGGCUGGCCGUACGACCAGGAGGCCGUGGUGGCCACGCUGCACCUGUCCGAGGCCACCGACAACAACGUGGCGUGGCAGCGGUUCCUCCCCACGGGCCCCAUCGCGCUGCUGCCGCUGUCCGACACCGUCAGCUCCCUGGUCUGGUCCACCUCCCCCGAGCGGGCGGCCCGGCUGGUCGGCAUGGAGGAGGAGGCCUUCCUGGACGCCGUCAACUCGGCCUUCUGGAGCGACGCCGAGCACAUGGAGGCGGCGGCGGCAGCGGGCCGGGCCCUGCGGCGGAUCCUGGGGGUCCUGGGCCCCGCGGGGCCCCCGGCCCGCCAGCUGCCCCCCAGCGUGGCCCGCGUGGCCCCCGGCAGCCGGGCCCGCUUCCCCCUGGCGCUGGGGCACGCCGCCGACUACGUCCGGCCCCGCCUCGCCCUCGUCGGGGACGCGGCACACAGAGUCCACCCCCUGGCCGGCCAGGGGGUCAACAUGGGCUUCGGGGACGCGGCCAGCCUGGUGCGGCGCCUGGGGGGGGCCGCCUUCGACGGCAGGGAUCUGGGCUCCCCGAGCCUCCUGGCCGGCUACGAGACCGAACGGCAGCGCCGCAACGUCUGCCUGCUGGCCGCCACCGACCUCCUCAAGAGGCUCUACUCCUCCGCCGCCGCCCCCGCCGUCCUGCUCAGGACCCUGGGCCUGCAGGCCGCCAACGCCCUCGGCCCCGUCAAGGAACAGAUCGUGGCCUUCGCGAGCAGGUGAUGCCCCCGGACCCGCCGCCCGUUAUUUUGGAGGAAAUAAACGUCGGACGCUGGGCCCCCA
This is a messenger RNA of Tachyglossus aculeatus (Australian echidna), 1509 nucleotides long. RefSeq names its product coenzyme Q6, monooxygenase (gene COQ6). Gene Ontology annotation, molecular function: 2-octaprenyl-6-methoxyphenol hydroxylase activity; FAD binding; oxidoreductase activity, acting on paired donors, with incorporation or reduction of molecular oxygen, NAD(P)H as one donor, and incorporation of one atom of oxygen. The transcript is spliced from 12 exons. Gene Ontology annotation, cellular component: mitochondrion. Gene Ontology annotation, biological process: ubiquinone biosynthetic process. The record is from RefSeq and is a predicted model, not a curated record. Bases 73 to 1449 code for a protein of 458 amino acids. NCBI's taxonomy places the organism in Eukaryota, Metazoa, Chordata, Mammalia, Monotremata, Tachyglossidae.